Echinostoma caproni is the source of this 306-nucleotide messenger RNA. The record is from the annotation of a GenBank genome assembly. NCBI's taxonomy places the organism in Eukaryota, Metazoa, Platyhelminthes, Trematoda, Plagiorchiida, Echinostomatidae.
GACCGAAUCAGUUUGGAAAAGCACUGUGAGGAACUCAAGCAACAGGUUUAUCAUCAGGCAGAACUUCUGGAACGAUUGGAAUCACAAAUCCCUGCGCACAAUCCUCCGAUUUCUGAGCACACGCCGGACCGAUGGCAACAAGAACGAGCUGGUUUGAUGGAACAUCAGUCUGAGCUUGAAGCCGCACUAUGUCGUCAAGCGGAACAAUUAAAUGUCCUCAAGGUCAGCUCCUCUAAAAAUAGUGAAUAUUAUAAAACAUUGGUAGAUCAUUUCUAUUCUCCGCAUGAGGAUUGCUAUCGUUUUUGA